AUGGCGCGUUCGUGCACGCGACAAAGCACGCGCAGCUUCUGCUCGACCAGACCAAUCUGUAUAAGACUGGUCAAGAUUUCGAAAGUGAAGCCUUGUGCUGCCAAUGCCGAAACCCAACCUUCACAAGUCGAGCUAAACACGCCGAAAGAGAGCCCGGAUGACUUACGACCCUCAACAGCAAGUUUGUCACAGAUCUUGCUGGGACUGAAUGGAGCCGUGGCUCUCAAAGAAGACACAAGAACGGAAAUCGAAGGAUUGUGCUACAAGGUCGACUCGAGACCAUUUCUUUGCCCUUCAUUGCGGCCCGAAUAA
This is a messenger RNA of Lithohypha guttulata, 312 nucleotides long. RefSeq lists its product as uncharacterized. The transcript has 2 exons. The record is from RefSeq and is a predicted model, not a curated record. NCBI's taxonomy places the organism in Eukaryota, Fungi, Ascomycota, Eurotiomycetes, Chaetothyriales, Trichomeriaceae. Bases 1 to 312 code for a protein of 103 amino acids.